CAUGCGCGCAGAACUAGUUCGGAGAAUUUUUACUUUCCAAUGCUUAGCAUGCUUUGGCAUGCUUGGCACAUGGUGGCACAUGGGUUCCAUGGAUCCAACGGAUCAGUCGUGAUUCGUCAGGGAAUCAACGCCGAACCAUCGUCUUAAAUCGGACAGUGUACGAAGGGCAAGAUUGACGCUCCAUGUUCCCUUAAAAUUCAACACUUUGAUAUUGAUUGUGGUGAAACCAGCCCUUACCGCGGUGUUUACAAGAACGGACGGAUUGUGCGUUUAUACAGACAUAUUAUGAUCCGAAGUACGCGUGGAUAAGAUACGCGUUCCAACGUGAUCUCUCAAACUUGAUUUUCGGCUGCGUCCUGAAUAAAAAAACACUCGUGUAUCCGUGCGAGCGAUUUGAUGCUUGAUAUUGGAUAAUGGCACUGAUGCGGGGAUUACGAUCGUCUUUUAUCUUAGGAACGAAUUAUGCAUUCACGUACAUGUCUAGUCAAGUUGUCCCCGCAAGAACUGUGUCUCUCGUGCAACCGCUUUUUAAGAAUAAAGAGGUUACUGUAACAUUUGUUAAAGCCAAUGGAGAAAGAAUAAAAGCAAAAGGAGAAAUUGGAAACAAUAUUUUAGAUAUUGUUGUGAACAAUGACCUUGAGUUGGAUGGUUAUGGAGCUUGUGAAGGAACACUAACGUGCAGCACUUGUCAUUUAAUUUUUUCUAAGGAUGUGUUUGAUAAUCUUCCAGACAAACCUACAGAAGAAGAAAUUGACAUGCUGGAUUUGGCACAAGAACGAGGACCAACUUCGAGAUUGGGCUGCCAAAUAAUUAUGACUGAAGAACUCGACGGUAUUGAAGUAAAAGUACCAGCUACCAUUAAUGAUGCAAGAACAUAAUAAUUCAGAAUUGCUAUAGACCUGAAAAAUCGGAAAAAAAGCAGGGAAAUUGAAAUUGAUCAUGGAAAACUGGGAAAAGUCAGGAGAAAGUGUAAAAAAGUCUGGAAUUUCAAAAUAUGCUUACAAUUUCCUUAAACUGCUCCUAUUCUAAAUAAUUGUUAUAAUUUCUCAAAAAUUGACGUUUCAUUAGAUCUUGUUAAAGUUGUUUAGAUAAUUUUAGGUGUUUUAUAUUGAUUCUUUUAGUGCAAUUCAAUCUAAUUAUUCUUUCCAAUAUAACAUGUUAUGUGUAUGUAUAAUAGGCAAAAAAUGAUAUUCACAGUUAGAAAUUUCAUUAUAAAUUUAAA
Messenger RNA from Acromyrmex echinatior (Panamanian leafcutter ant), 1222 nucleotides. It is a transcript of the gene Fdx2, whose product is annotated as Adrenodoxin-like protein 2, mitochondrial Ferredoxin 2. The record is from RefSeq and is a predicted model, not a curated record. Gene Ontology annotation, molecular function: electron transfer activity; 2 iron, 2 sulfur cluster binding. NCBI's taxonomy places the organism in Eukaryota, Metazoa, Arthropoda, Insecta, Hymenoptera, Formicidae. Gene Ontology annotation, cellular component: mitochondrion. Gene Ontology annotation, biological process: P450-containing electron transport chain.